AUGUGGGCGCAGCCUGAGGCUGGGGCCGAGGAUCCUCUGGCCCAGCGCCCAGCACCGCUUGCCCGCGACAGCCGAGCUCCUCAGAUCUGGUUGCCAGGCUUCGGCUGCCUAGCACCUGCAAGCUGGAGUCCGGGCCCCUGGGCGACACGUGGCCCCCGCGACCAAGCUGCAGACUCGGGAGAAGCGAACCUUUGUGGUGCGGUCCAGUCCGGCCGCCAGGACCCACCGCCCCAUCCAGCUUCAGCCCCCCCGCCCCCAUCCCUGGGGAGAAACGGAGCCACAGUCUCUCUUCCGAAGGGAACAGAGGAGCCCUUCCUGGAGAAGCCCAAGCGGCGGCUGCUGUGCCCGCUGUGCGGGAAACCCAUGCGCGAGCCUGUGCAGGUUUCUACCUGCGGCCACCGCUUCUGCGACACCUGCCUGCAGGAGUUCCUCAGUGAAGGAGUCUUCAAAUGCCCUGAGGACCAACUUCCUCUGGAUUAUGCCAAGAUCUACCCAGACCCAGAGCUGGAGGUACAGGUUUUGGGGCUGCCCAUCCGCUGCAUCCACAGUGAGGAGGGCUGCCGCUGGAGUGGGCCGCUGCGCCACCUACAGAGCCACCUGAACACCUGCAGCUUCAAUGUAAUCCCCUGCCCCAAUCGCUGCCCCACCAAGCUGAGCCGCCGGGACCUGCCUGCACACUUGCAGCACGAUUGCCCCAAGCGGCGCCUCAAGUGCGAGUUUUGUGGCUGUGACUUCAGUGGGGAGGCCUUUGAGAGCCACGAGGGUGUAUGCCCCCAAGAGAGUGUGUACUGUGAGAACAAGUGUGGUGCCCGCAUGAUGCGGCGCCUGCUGGCCCAGCAUGCCACCUCUGAGUGCCCCAAGCGCACCCAGCCUUGCACCUACUGCACCAAGGAGUUCGUCUUUGACACCAUCCAGAGCCACCAGUACCAGUGCCCGAGGUUGCCUGUGCCCUGCCCCAACCAGUGUGGCGUGGGCACGGUGGCUCGGGAGGACCUGCCUAGCCAUCUGAAGGAGAGCUGUAGCACCGCCCUGGUGCUUUGCCCGUUCAAAGACUCUGGCUGCAAACACAGGUGCCCCAAGCUGGCGAUGGCCCGGCAUGUGGAGGAGAGCGUGAAGCCGCACCUGGCCAUGAUGUGUGCCCUGGUGAGCCGGCAGCGGCAGGAGCUGCAGGAGCUGCGGCGAGAGCUGGAGGAGCUGUCGGUGGGCAGCGACGGCGUGCUCAUCUGGAAGAUCGGCAGCUACGGGCGGCGGCUCCAGGAGGCCAAAGCGAAGCCCAACCUGGAGUGCUUCAGCCCGGCCUUCUAUACACACAAGUACGGCUACAAGUUGCAGGUGUCUGCGUUCCUCAAUGGCAAUGGCAGCGGUGAGGGCACACACCUCUCGCUCUACAUUCGCGUGCUGCCGGGUGCCUUUGACAAUCUCCUUGAGUGGCCGUUUGCCCGCCGUGUCACCUUCUCCCUGCUGGAUCAGAGCGACCCUGGGCUGGCUAAGCCACAGCAUGUCACUGAGACCUUUCACCCUGACCCAAACUGGAAGAAUUUCCAAAAACCAGGCACUUGGCGGGGCUCCCUGGAUGAGAGUUCUCUGGGCUUCGGUUACCCCAAGUUCAUCUCCCACCAGGAUAUCCGCAAGCGAAACUACGUACGGGAUGAUGCCGUCUUCAUCCGUGCCUCUGUCGAAUUGCCCCGAAAGAUCCUCAGCUGAGUGCAGACGGGGCUGCAGGAGAAAGGGGGGGGGGGGUGGAGCAUGACCUCAGCCAGGAAUGGGCUGAACCUGGAGAAGGGGCCGGACCCCCUUUCAGCUGCUUCUGCUGCCCAGGUUCUGUUCCCCUGUGCCCCCUCCCCUCUUCCUUACCACCCUCAGGUGCCUCCUAUUGGUGCUUCAGCCCUGGCCCCUGGGGGGAGCAGGUCUUGGGGUCAUCAAGGGCUUGGAAAAAGUGAUCCCAGGGCCUGUGUCCUCUCCUGGGCAGGGAAGACAUGCCUUGGUGCCGGCCACACUCUACCCGGGACUGAGGCACCUGCUGGUGCUAUGUCCCAAGAGCCAUAUGG
This is a messenger RNA of Suricata suricatta (meerkat), 2048 nucleotides long. It is a transcript of the gene TRAF4, whose product is annotated as TNF receptor associated factor 4. The record is from RefSeq and is a predicted model, not a curated record. Gene Ontology annotation, biological process: activation of NF-kappaB-inducing kinase activity; regulation of apoptotic process; signal transduction. NCBI's taxonomy places the organism in Eukaryota, Metazoa, Chordata, Mammalia, Carnivora, Herpestidae. Gene Ontology annotation, molecular function: protein binding; zinc ion binding. The transcript is spliced from 8 exons. The coding region runs from base 1 to 1704 and encodes 567 amino acids.